This is a messenger RNA of Saprolegnia parasitica CBS 223.65, 1152 nucleotides long. RefSeq lists its product as hypothetical. The coding region runs from base 1 to 1152 and encodes 383 amino acids. The record is from RefSeq and is a predicted model, not a curated record. The transcript is spliced from 2 exons. Gene Ontology annotation, cellular component: checkpoint clamp complex. NCBI's taxonomy places the organism in Eukaryota, Oomycota, Saprolegniomycetes, Saprolegniales, Saprolegniaceae. Gene Ontology annotation, biological process: DNA damage checkpoint signaling; DNA repair.
AUGACAGCGCCGACGAUCGCGGCGCCGCUGGGGCUCAAGCUCUCGUACUUUCGCCGGUUCAUCGAGCUUCAUGGCGGCGAGGCGUCGUUUGAGGGCUUGACGACCGCGCAAGUGUGCUUCAAGUACGUCGUGCCAUUCACCGAGACGUCCGGUCAGUCGCUCGUCGAGCACGUCCGGCUCCACACCGCCGACGCCGACUACGUGCAGCCAUCGAAUUGGUACAUUAGCCACGCGUGGCUGUACACGUUUACCGAGACGCUCUCGUCGCUCGAGCUCUUCUUCGCGGCCAAGCGCAUCCACGAUCCCGUUGUGUGGUUCUGCGUCUUCAACAACAACCAGCACGAAGCCAAGGACUACCCGUUCUCGUGGUGGCAGUCGACGUUCAAGGACUCGCUCGCGGCCAUCGGCAACGUCGUCAUGAUCAUGCACCCGUGGAAGAAUCCGAUCACGCUCACGCGGGCGUGGUGCGUCUUUGAGGUCUACGUCGCCAUCUCGGUCGGCGCCAGCUUUGACGUGGCGCUCGCGCCGGCGCAAGCCGAUAGCUUCUUCCUCGACAUGACCAACGACAAGAUCGACGCGCUCUACGAGAUGCUCGGGAGCAUCAACAGCGAGAACGCCCGCGCGACCGUCGGCACCGACAAGACGAACAUUGACGCGGUGAUUGCAGCCGAAAUCGGCUUUGCGGCGCUGGACCGCAUGGUCUUUGACGUGCUCGACAACUGGAUGCAGUCGGCGCUGCGUGAGCGCAUUCACAAGUCGCAAGGGUCUCUGGAUGCCGCCAAGUACAACGCCGCCCUCGCGGGUCUCCUCUGUUACCAGUGCCACUUUGACCAAGCCGUCGCACCCUGUGAGGCGGCGCUGCAGCUCAACGACGACGCCAUGUGCUUUCGCAUGCAGGCCAAUACGCCGACGAGCAGCUGCGAGAUGGAGCUGCAUAAGGACUCGACGGCCAUCGUGCAGGUGCAGGUCGAAGCCACGAUCGCCGCGAGCUUCCAAUGGACGCUGCUGCAAGCCGGUCUCCAAGUCCUCCCCGUCGCGUCCGAGUCGUUCUUGCGCGUGAACGCCCAAGGCUUUUGCUCGAUCCAGCACAUGCUCUUGCUCGGAAGCCACCGCGCGUUCGUCGACGUCCUCCUCUGCCCCGAUGCAGCGUGA